CCGCGCCUCCUAGCACGCAUAUCGGCCCCAAGCACGUCGCCUACACGCCUGAUCGCACGCAUGGUGCGUGGUGACGUCGCGGGCGCCAUCCCGGAAGCGCGAGCAAGGCCGCCAGAUGUGCAGGCAGCGGAGGAGGAAGAAGAGAUGGACCCCCCGGACUCGGCCUCGAGGGUCUUCUGCAGCCGCAUCCUGAGCAUGGUGAACACAGAUGACGUCAAUGCUAUCAUCCUGGCUCAGAAGAACAUGCUGGACCGCUUUGAGAAGACCAACGAGAUGCUGCUGAAUUUCAACAACCUGUCAAGUGCCCGCCUGCAGCAAAUGAGCGAGCGCUUCCUGCACCACACAAGGACCCUGGUGGAGAUGAAGCGAGACCUGGACAGCAUCUUCCGCAGGAUCAGGACGCUGAAAGGGAAGCUGGCCAGGCAGCACCCGGAGGCCUUCAGCCACAUCCCAGAGGCAUCCCUCCUGGAGGACGAGGAUGAAGACCUCAUCCCGCCCAGCACCACAACCACCAUUGCCACCUCGGAACAGAGCACGGGCUCAUGUGACACCAGUCCUGACACCGUCUCGCCCUCCCUCAGCCCUGGCUUCGAGGACCUCUCCCAUGUCCGCUCCAGCUCCCCUGCCAUCAAUGGCCGCAGCCAGACAGACGAUGAGGAGACACCGGGCGAGUAAUACUACUCCCUGGCACCCCAAGGGGUCUCAGGGCAGUGGCAGCACUCCCUCGGUGUCUGAGGUGGCAGCAGGUAACCCUGCCUGGAGAUCAGCAGCUUUGCCACCCUGUUCUGUCACCUGGAGCUCCCCAGGGGACAAGGCUCCCUCCCAAGGGUGUGGGACCUCCUAGGGGUCUGUCAUUCCCACUUCUUCCUCAUUGAGAACAUGUCUUCUGCAGACCCUUCUGCCAAGCCAGGGGAUGAUCAGCUUGGCUGGAGUUGUUGGGCUGGGCAUAAGGGAGCUUCUCCAGAGCCAGGCUUGAAGUUUGCUCUAACCAACAUUUAAAGGCUCCCAGAGACCAGAGCCAGAUAGCCCCUGCCCCAGUGCCUUGGUCGACACCUCCUCAAAGUGGACCAGCACUGUCUUGUCUGAGUUCACCCCAGCCCAUCCCUGCACCUACUAAUUCUGGUCUCCUUCUCCCUUCUUCCAACAAAAGUAUUGAAUACUGUCUCCAAUCGGUAUCUCAAGGAGGUUUCUGAGACAGUUGUAGAAGGCUCAAGAUGAAGGCUGGCCAUUCAGCCACAAGCCUGAUAAGGCCUGUGUUUCUCUGACCAGAGGUGUGAACCCCUAGGGCUCAGCAGGCCUCUCCCAGGGCCUCCAUGGAGCAAGCUGAGCCACCUUGGAAAACAGAGUUAAACGGAAUAUUUUUGUACCCGAUGUUUACAGAUGCUGUUGGGAAGUUAUCAAUAAAAAGACUCUGUUACUAAAAAGGGAAGGGUGUACUUAGCAGUGGCUUCCUUCCAUCCUUGGUCCCAGGCGGCCGUAUGGGGGAUAAGUAAGUGCAGGAUGUGAGACAGGAGGGGUAUGAACGGCCAGGUACCAUUGAGCUAGAAACAGAUGUGGCUACUGUUGGGAGUCUCCAGUAGCAACCAUAAUAACCCAACUUCCUAUCACCACCUAUGUAUGUACUCACACAUACAGUUGUUCCCACUGCUCACAAGUAUUCCCUUAGCUCUUUGAAAAACUCCUCCUCCAGAUUUGUCUCAAGAUGGACUCCUUAGGGACCCAGGCUGAGUCCCAUUCCCCAGUAGACACUGUAGAGUUCCCUUGUCUUUUAAGCACUUAAAAAUUUAAUUAUGUUAUUAAAGGCAUCUUCCUAGAUCCAA
Messenger RNA from Nyctereutes procyonoides (raccoon dog), 1820 nucleotides. It is a transcript of the gene KXD1, whose product is annotated as KxDL motif containing 1. The record is from RefSeq and is a predicted model, not a curated record. NCBI's taxonomy places the organism in Eukaryota, Metazoa, Chordata, Mammalia, Carnivora, Canidae. The transcript has 5 exons. Gene Ontology annotation, cellular component: BORC complex. Bases 61 to 675 code for a protein of 204 amino acids. Gene Ontology annotation, biological process: lysosome localization.